AUGCUCAAAAUCUCACACCCAAAUCUUGAAAGAUCAAUCUUGCUGGCAAUGAUGAUCAUCUUGUCCGCGCUUGUGAUCCGUGCUGAUCCACUUGAAGAUCAACAACAUCCACCCAAGAAUAUACAAGUCGAUCUCACUGGUCAUCAAGACAUUCAUCAAACAGCAGAGACUCGUCCUCUCAUUAUCAUUCGUGGUGGAAUUGUAGUAACACAUGACAAUGAAUUUCCAGCCAAUGUGGUGAUCAAAGACGGAAAAAUCAUACAUAUUUUCUCCCGUACCAAUCCUUCUUGGAGCAUUGAGUAUGAACACCAAGUAUUAUUAAAUCAAGACGGAAUCGAUGUGUCAUUACAAAAUGUCAAGAUUGUGGAUGCAACUGGUAAAUAUGUCAUGCCAGGAGGAAUUGAUCCGCAUGUGCAUUUGGCUCUUCCUUUCAUGGGUACUGUGAGCAAAGAUGAUUUCUAUCAUGGAACACGAGCCGGUAUCAGUGGAGGCACAACCAUGAUUAUUGAUUUUGCCAUUCCACAAAAAGGACAAAGUUACAUUGAUAUUGUCAAGGAGUAUAAAAAGAGAGGUGAAAAAUUAAGCUGUGCAGAUUAUGGACUUCAUGUUGCCAUUACAGGAUGGGACGAAAACACUGCACGUGAAAUGGAAGAACUUGUCAAACAUCAUGGAAUUAAUAGUUUUAAAUUUUUCAUGGCCUAUAAGGGAGUACUGCAAGUCGAUGAUGCAAAUUUAUAUCAAGGAUUUAAAAAGGCCCUAGAAAUUGGAGCAAUUUCUCAAGUGCAUGCAGAAAACGGUGAUUUGGUUGUGGAAGGACAACGAAAAUUAUUCGAAAUGGGUAUUACUGGCCCUGAAGGUCAUCCACAAAGUAGACCAAAGAAUGUUGAGGCUGAGGCUGUUCACAGAGCUGCUGAAAUUGCUUACUCUGUUGGAAAUGCUCCUCUUUAUAUUGUUCAUGUCAUGUCCAAAGAUGCCAUGGAUGAAAUUGCACGUGCCAAAGCAAAGGGUUAUAGAAUAGUUGGAGAACCCAUUGCAGCUGGUCUCACUCUCGAUGAAAGUGUUUAUUACAAUGGCGAUUGGCUUCAAAGAGCAAAAUACGUCAUGAGUCCACCAAUUCGAAGCAAACAAGAUCAACUCGCUCUCAUUGCAGGUUUGAAAAACAAAAUUUUGGAUUUAACAGGUACAGAUCAUUGUGUGUUCGAUUCUGAACAAAAGAAGAUGGGUCUUCAUGACUUUAGAAAGAUUCCAAAUGGUAUCAAUGGUUUGGAAGAUCGAAUGUCCGUUCUCUUUGAUAAGCUUGUAGCCACUGGUGAAUUAUCUCCAAGUGAUUAUGUGCGUGUGACGAGUACCGAAGCCGCUCAAAUAUUUAACAUUUAUCCACAGAAAGGAGCCAUUCAAGUAGGAUCUGAUGCUGAUAUUAUUGUAUUGAAUCCAAAUGCAACAAGAGUCAUUAGUGCCAAAACACAUCAUCAAAAUAUUGAUUACAAUGUGUAUGAAGGAUGGAAGGUGAGAGGUGUUGUUGAAGUGACCAUCUCCAAUGGUCGAGUCGUUUGGGAAAAUCAACAGUUAAAUGUGCAAGCUGGUUCUGGACGUUUCAUUCCAACACCACCCUUUGGAAAAAUGUUUAAAGGAUUGAAAAUAGAACAAGCUCAAAAGGCACCAAUUAAGGUGGAGUUGGAUAAUGAAUAA
Molecule: messenger RNA, 1689 nt
Organism: Naegleria fowleri
Lineage: Eukaryota; Heterolobosea; Eutetramitea; Acrasida; Naegleriidae
Exons: 6
Coding region: 1-1689 (562 amino acids)
Biological process (GO): pyrimidine nucleobase catabolic process
Cellular component (GO): cytosol; cytoplasm
Molecular function (GO): dihydropyrimidinase activity
Source: RefSeq, a predicted model, not a curated record